AUGGACAGCGACGCAGAUAAGGAGGCCAUUGCCUCCUCUGGCUCAAAUCCCUCGACUCCAAAUACACUCCCACCCAAAGUCCAACAACCCAAACCACAAGUCCUCGCCAACCGAUCUGGUCCCUCCUCGAUUCUCGUCUCCACGCGCCAGAAAGGAAACCCAAUCCUGAGCCACAUCAAACUCCUGCCCUGGGAAUAUGCCGAUAUUCCUGCCGACUAUGUGGUCGGCGCGACAACCUGUGCCUUGUUCCUCUCUCUGAAAUACCACCGUCUGCACCCCGAGUACGUAUACUCCCGGGUGCGGCUGCUGGCUGGGAAGUACCAGCUCCGACUGCUUCUGAUUAUGGUCGACAUCCCCAAUCACGAAGACAGCCUUAAGGAAUUGUCUAAGACAUCAAUUAUCAAUAAUCUCACGCUGAUGCUUUGCUGGUCAGCCCCGGAAGCCGCGCAUUACCUGGAGCUAUUCAAGUCCUCAGAAAAUGCACAGCCGACUGCUAUCCGCACCCAGCAAGCACAGUCCUACAAAGAGUCUCUCGUGGAAUUUGUCACUACCCCGAGAAGUAUUAACAAAUCCGACGCGGCGAGUUUGAUCUCUACCUUUGGCAGUUUGCAGAAUGCCGUCAAUGCACAGCCGGAGCAGAUCAGUGCUGUGCCGGGAUGGGGAGAAAAGAAGGUCCAGCAAUGGUGUAGUGCAGUCAGAGAAGACUUCCGAACAGAGACGGCGAAGAGAUCGACGACACCAAAGACAAGGAUACCCGCUCGACCCUCUCGGCUUGUGGAGGAAUCACGGGGAGGGGAUGUGUAUGAUGAGGAUGAAGAAAUGCUCCGUGCAGUCUUAGAGGAGAGUCGCAAAACCGCUGCAGCAGAAGCAGCUGCUAAGGCUACUGGUGCUGAGAAGGAAGCACAGCAACCCGAGGAAAUGAGCGAGGGCAUCACGGCAGCACUGGCGAAACUUCGAGAAGGUGGUGGCUGA
This is a messenger RNA of Penicillium lagena, 972 nucleotides long. RefSeq names its product DNA repair protein RAD10. The record is from RefSeq and is a predicted model, not a curated record. The coding region runs from base 1 to 972 and encodes 323 amino acids. Gene Ontology annotation, molecular function: single-stranded DNA binding; damaged DNA binding. NCBI's taxonomy places the organism in Eukaryota, Fungi, Ascomycota, Eurotiomycetes, Eurotiales, Aspergillaceae. The transcript has a single exon. Gene Ontology annotation, biological process: meiotic mismatch repair; UV-damage excision repair; mitotic recombination. Gene Ontology annotation, cellular component: nucleus; nucleotide-excision repair factor 1 complex; ERCC4-ERCC1 complex.